Syngnathus typhle (broad-nosed pipefish) is the source of this 4566-nucleotide messenger RNA. Its product is annotated as LON peptidase N-terminal domain and RING finger protein 3-like. The transcript is spliced from 12 exons. Gene Ontology annotation, molecular function: protein binding. The coding region runs from base 14 to 2332 and encodes 772 amino acids. NCBI's taxonomy places the organism in Eukaryota, Metazoa, Chordata, Actinopteri, Syngnathiformes, Syngnathidae. The record is from RefSeq and is a predicted model, not a curated record.
GUUGCUCAGUUGAAUGAGACGCAUGGUGCGUGGAGUCACUCAUCGCUGCUUGUUCGUGAACAUUCACACGUUAAGUGAGCGGGGAUGCUCCACGCACAUGAGCUCCUCCAACAAGCUGGUCGCCAUGGGGACAGAGAGCGAAAGCAUGCUGCAGCUAGCCGCGGAAGCUUUCCGGGCGAAAAACUUCGAUCUGGCCGCGGAUAUUUACGAGUGCCAGCUUGCGGCUCUGAGGGACGGAGAGAGCCGACAGGAUCUGACCGUGAGGCGGGCCGACGCGCUCGCUUUCGGGGGGAAAUUCACCGAGGCUGUCGUGGCUUACCGGCAAGCCGCGGAGAUGGACAAACUGAGACCCGCGCACCUGGGCAACCUUGUCGACUAUCUGACCUCCAUCACUAGGCUGGACAGAGAGGGUGACCGGGGAGAGGACGCGGAGGCUGGAGCCACAGGUUGCGAAGACAUCUCGUGCCGGAUAUGUCUGAGCUCGCUGUUUGAGCCCGUCACUUUGGCGUGCGGACACUGCUUUUGCAAAAAGUGUCUGGAGAAGGGAGACAAGAACGAGAAGGAGGUGGUCUGUAAGGAAUGCAAGCUGAGCUCCCGAGUUGCAGUGCAUAGCUACAGGGUCAACGUGGUCCUCAGCAACCUGCUGGCUAAAUGGUUCCCGAGGGUGUACCGUGCUGGUCGGCUGAGGAGAGAAGGCAACGGCCUCUACUCGGGAAAGAAGGUGGAAGCGGCUCUGGAGAAAUACAACCAAGCUAUCACGAUAUCUCCCACGGACCACAUACUGUUCAGUAACCGCUCCCAGAUCCACUCCAGUCUUAAACACUACGAAAAGGCUCUGAGUGAUGCUGAGAUGGCUUGCAGACUCAUGCCUUUGUGGUCAAAGGGACAUGUUCGUAAGGCACAGGCUCUGAUGUCACUUGGAAGGACUGAGGAAGCGCUGAGAGAGUACCUGCUGUGUCUUUCUAUAGAGCCCGACUGUCGACUGGCCAGGAAUGAAGCUAACAAGGUAGUCGAAGCUAACAAGCUUCUUAGUGACCUCUUGGCUCCGGUGACGGAUCAGGCGCCUGAACACAUCUCAGACUUCCCCAAGAUGCUAUCCUCUCGAGGGCGCGUGAAGAAUAGCAUCAGUGGAGCCUCUCGGCUCCUCGGCCCGGCCCCGCUGUCGUCGGAGUCGAGAGUGGCUCCCGGUACUCCUGCGGCCGGCAGAUUGGAUGGCAGUGAGGUCACAGUUCAGGAGGACGGGAAGAUGGACCACUAUGUUCUAAACAAGCGGAAGAGAAGAAUCACAAAGGAGGAAUGCGAGGACGAGCAUGGAGCAGAGGGGAAGAGUGAUGCUAAAAAAAGAUUGAAGUCUGAGUCAGCAGAGGCGAACCAUCUGUUAAGUCCUGCAGUUGGGGACCUUUUGGACCCAACCGAUCUGGAAUGUUCUCUGUGCAUGAGAUUACUCUACGAGCCGGUGACGACACCUUGCGGUCACACCUUCUGUCUCCAGUGUCUCAAGAGAUGUCUGGACCACAACCCAAAGUGUCCACUUUGCAAAGAAGAGCUGUCGGAAUACCUCGUCCAAAGACGAUACUGCAAGACCACGUUGAUGGAAAGCCUCAUAGCGAGGUAUCUUCCGAAUGAGCUCAUGGAGAGACAGAAAAUUCACAUCGAGGAGAUGGCUGAGCUUUCCAACCUCAACAAGAACGUGCCUAUUUUCGUGUGCACCAUGGCCUUCCCCACCGUGCCGUGUCCUCUGCAUAUAUUUGAGCCCUGCUACCGACUGAUGAUUCGCCGAUGCAUGGAAACGGGAACCAACUGCUUUGGCAUGUGUCUGGCCGAUGACCUCAAAGGGUUUGCAGACUACGGAUGCCUGCUGGAGAUUCGUGACGUGACGUUCUUUUCCGACGGGCGCUCCGUCGUCGACACCAUCGGCAGGCGGAGGUUUAAAGUCAUCCAGCAUCGUGAGAGGGAUGGAUACAACACAGCUGACAUUGAGUACCUGGAAGAUGUCAAGGUGGAGGGCUUGGCAGUGGGGGAGCUGCAGUCUUUACAUGACACGGUGUAUGACCAAGCUCUCGUCUGGGUCGACUCCCUGAAAACAGAGCAGAAGGAACGCAUUGAAGGCCACUUUGGACCCAUACCCAAGAAAGACUCUGAACUUCAGGCUAAUCCAAAUGGUCCUUCAUGGUGUUGGUGGUUACUUGCUGUACUUCCAUUAGAGGGCCGAGCACAGCUGCCUUUCCUCGCCAUCACAUCCCUGAAAGACCGCUUGAGCGGCAUCCGCAAAGUCCUCCUCUUCAUGUCCCGCAACCGAAAUCGGGGACACGUCGUGGGCCAGCGUUCAUAAUCUCGCCCGACCCACCCGCCCCUGCAACUCCGACAAGAAGUUUUCUUCCUUUUGAGCAUUUCUGUUUUUACGACGGCACUUUCCAUGUUGUCGCACAAUCUACAGAACACUCAAUCACGUUAUAUUCAACUUCCAUUUAUCCAUUCACCCCAGGGCUCUUUGCACCCAAAGCAACCCUCUUUGUUUCAUCUUUUCGACUUCAAGCCAGAAUCUAAACGCUUGGUUAUGAGUAAGGAGUAUCACCUUUCUUUGUAACACUUUACACAACGCUAAUGCGCACAACAUAUGGACCAAGGGCAUGGAAGACAAUGUAUGUUGGCCUUAUUGGGCAUGGCACGCCUUUGUUUUCAUAUUUCUCUGCGCUUCUAAUGUGAGGUAAUAGAACAAAAUGGAAAAAAAAAAAUACAUUUGACAUUCUUCCUCAGAGUGAGUUGCCUAUCCAACAGCUUUAGAGUAAAGAGAAAGACUGAUACGUAUAUACUGGAUAUACGCACAGUGCUGCUUCAUGCAUUCAUUAGACUACCUGUUGUGAAAAGAUUUCUGUCUCCUUGCCAUAUUUUACAAUUUUGAACAAUGAGAAAAAAUUAUCGGGUGGUGGUCGAUUACAUUUGAGAAGCACCCUAUGUAUCCAAGUGUACUUAAGAACUCUGUGAGAGACCAAACAUAUACUUUAUACCAGAAAUUAUGUGAAUUAUGAUAGAGAAAAUAUUGACUUCAUUGAAAAUUCACACAGAAACAACACCCGUUAGUAGCACACACAAAAAGGUGUGCUGAUUGUAGGGGGACUUUGACUGUUUUGCUCUUUUUAUGUGUGGCAUUUUGCUUUUUCUCCAUUAUUUAUUUUUUUCCAUUAUUUAUGCAAGCAGUGACUUUGUUUACAUUUGUUGAAAGAUGCUCAUUUUCCGCAGGAUUAUUUUUCUAUUUGACACCUACAAAUGGCAGCCAUUUUGCACGCUGUACCAAUAGAAGGGAGAAAGCCCUGAAUUAAAAAAAGAAAAAAAAAAGCUCUCAUUGAUGUACAAUUAUUUAGGUCAGUGUUAAUUCUGAUUUUUUUUGGUACUUCCACCCUAAUUAGGGAGAAUAACUUCCAUUGUGAUUUUUAAUUGUUAUGACGUUGGCUAUUCCACAAAUACACUUUGGUGAAAAUUGUGAUGCCUUGUUGAUUGUUGUUUUGUUUUAAGACAGUAGAGAGCUUUGCCUUUACAUUUGUUUUAAAUACAAGUUUUAUUAAGAGUUUGUUAUUUAGUUUAGUAAUUAUUUCACAGGAUCUCAUGAUCAGAUAUGCAAUAGUACGCAGAUGUCACAUUUAUCAAUCACCUCAUUUUGUAUGUCAGUAGCUGCUUCUCUAAUGUUUGGUUUUCCCCACAACGACAUUGUUGGGAUUAGUUAUGGGGACAAAGGGUAGAAAGUGAUAUUGAAGUCAACAUGUUCGGAAUAUUUGCUUUCAUAAUUCUGCAAAUAUAAUAAUUAUGUUGGGCCCAAAAGGGAAAUGCUUUCCGUCAAAUGUAUUACACUUGCAGUGUAAAAAUAUUGGAAAGACAUUUGUGAACUAAUAGAUAUUUCAACACAUGUGUAAAGAAUGACUGGAAAAACUGUAGCCCAUUUUAUUUGCCUAAAAAGAGAGUAUAGAGAGGCGUUUUUAUCUAACUAAAAUGCUCUUCCACUGACAGCAGUUCUCGUGCCUUAAGUUGGACUUCUCCCUCUUAUGUUGAAAAUGGAAUGCGGUGUAAUGUUGGGUGCAGAAUUUGGGGUGGUUCAUUAAAUUGUGUUAAGAUCAUUUUAAACUAUUUUUGAUGUGUUUUAAAUUUUUGAUACAUCCUGUUCUGAGCACUGAAUCCAAUAUUUUGUAUUGUAUUAAUGUUGAUUGUCUGGCAUGUUGCAAGGCAAUCGCCCCCAAAAUCAAGAAAUAGACAAAAAUAAGAAUUAGCUUCAAUCAAGGAACAGAUUUGUUUGAUGACAGUAACUAAAACUAAGUAUGCUCUAAAACAUAACUAGUAACCUUUCAUAGUUUUUCAUACGCUGCAAAAAUACAGGUGGAUAGUGACCAAGUAAGUUUAUAUUGCCCUUGUUUUUAUUUAUUUUUUAAACGAAUGUUAAAAUAAGCUAAGAAGCUAUAUGUAGCUUUUUUUAUGUUUAAGGGAAAUAUAAGCACAUUUAUAAGUAAUAAUGCUUCCAUUGAAACUGGUUCAAUAAAGUUUACUGCACAAAAACCGUUGAACACGGUGAGGCUUAAA